Molecule: messenger RNA, 366 nt
Organism: Leptomonas pyrrhocoris
Lineage: Eukaryota; Euglenozoa; Kinetoplastea; Trypanosomatida; Trypanosomatidae
Exons: 1
Coding region: 31-366 (111 amino acids)
Source: RefSeq, a predicted model, not a curated record
GAAAAAGCAUUUGUCUACUGAACACAAUCAAUGCUCUACUUUUUAGGAAUUGUGUUGCUGACGUUCACGUCCACCUUCAUGGUGGCUGACACCGUGGCACAUAUCUGGCAAGCUCUUAACAAGAACCGCGUGGCCCUCCUCUCGUACGGGGUGUGGAUGGCAGCUUUCACGCUUUCGGUGGUGGAUGUAGAUUGGCUGACCACUCUUGGGUUCGCACAUGCGCUUUUUUUUAUCGGAUGCUGGAUGUUUGCUCGACCGAGCGAUACCCAGCUUUUGCCACAGUUAGACGAUUACGUGCGGAUUCCUUUCUCUGUGUACGUACCAGCGUAUUUUGCUCUGUACUUCUUACAAAGCUGGUUGUGGUAG